AUGACUUUAAUUCUAUUCUAUUUCAUCGUAUCGAUCAUUGAACACGGUCUCACAUUCAAUCAACCAAAAUUUUGUCCAGAUGCAAUUUGGAAUAGCAAUGGUACCAUUUUUUCAGGAAAAAACAUACUUACUGCUCCCCCAUCUUAUAUAUUUAUUACAUCGAAUAAUUCAAUUUACCUUGUAAGUGAACAAGGAUCUUUCAUUUAUAUCUGGUUGAACUAUUCUGUUCAUCCAACUAUAAUCAUAACAGACAACUUACAAAAUCCACAAUCAAUUUUUGUUCAAAAUGAAAAUGAAAUUUAUAUUGAUAAAGGCAGUUCAAAUAAUACAGUUGAACGAUGGAUACUGAAAAAAAAUACGAGUGUUUCAGUUAUGAAUGUUCCAUCAUCAUGUUAUGGGCUUUUCAUUGAUAUAAAUAAUAAUCUAUACUGUUCACUGAGUAAUCAGAAUCAAGUUGUGAAGAAAUGGUUGGAUGAUGACUCUUUAACACCAAUUAUUGUCGCUGGAAUUGAUCAUCCUGAUUCAACUUCGGAUGCAUUGAAUUCUCCAAAUGGAAUAUUUGUUGACGUUAAUUUAAAUUUAUAUGUAGCUGAUACAUAUAAUCAUCGUGUUCAAAUGUUUAAACAAGGACAGUUGCAUGGAAAAACUGUUGCAGGAAGUACCUCUAACAAUAUUACAGUUACUCUUCGAGAACCAACUGGAGUCACCCUCGAUGGUGAUGGUUAUUUAUAUAUUGUUGAUCGUCAUGAAGCUCGUAUUGUUCGAGGAAAAGGAAAUCGUUUUCGAUGUAUACUUGGGUGUUUUAGUACUGGUUACGAAACCAACCGUUUAAUGAGACCACGUAAUCUGGCUUUCGAUAAUAGUGGGAAUAUUUAUGUUAGUGAUGGAAUGAGUCAUCAAAUUCUCAAAUUUACUUACUAUAAUAGAUCGUGUAGUGAGUAUAAAUCAAGCGAAAAUGAUCAUUUACUAACACUUUCUACUUUAAGAUCGAAUCACUUCAAACGUAACAUCAAGACGUAUNAAAACGAUGAAUAG
This is a messenger RNA of Adineta ricciae, 1035 nucleotides long. Lineage: Eukaryota; Metazoa; Rotifera; Eurotatoria; Adinetida; Adinetidae. The record is from the annotation of a GenBank genome assembly.